AUGGCUGACCACCCUUAUCACCGCUCUGCUGAAGCGGCGCUCUCAAGACUGGCCAACUUCAGGACACAGAAUCCUCUUCGUUUCAUGACCGCUCCAGCAGCCCCCUCGCUAUCCCCUGGCUUACCUUCUCCGUUGGUGUCGCUAAUCACAUCUAUACCGCAGCAGUCGCGGUCAACACCAAAUAUGUCCCAGUUCCACCCUUCGCGCAUGAAUAUCCCGCCAACAGCGUAUGCGCCCGCAUACGCCUCCGCCCAUCAGACAUCACACGCGAACCACAUGCCGCCCCCUGCUACACAGUCGCCCUCUCUGCGACCAUCAGAGCCGCAAGCGUACGGACCACUGGUCCAUCCCGAACCGCUCGCGUGUUUGACUUACAACAUGGUCUACGAUAGAGUUUAUCUGGUUCUCCGGGAUAACCUAAGCGAGUGGUGGACAAAGAAUCCAGAUGCGCUACAGAAUGUAUCCCAACGUCUGGCUGGUCAAAUCAGAUUUAGCGGUCAAAGGGGUAUGUUCGGACCAGAUGGCAUCCAGUCACUCAACCGGAUCAACAUGUUUAUUGGGCGAGAGGGUAUCUACCGCUACCUUUGUCUCGCCGUGCUUCCAAACCACGGUGAAUUAUCGACCCUCCUCAAGGGCGACCUUUGCGAAAAGGACGGAAACGAUCCCAUGUACGAUGAGGAAUUGCUGGCAAUGUGUAAAGAGGGCUUUGAUAAGGUCGCUGUGAGGCUGCAUGCAGACAUCGUCGUACAGGAUGAGUUGAGGCGGGCCAGAACAAGUAGCCAUGGGGUGGCGGUGCAAGAGUGA
Messenger RNA from Alternaria postmessia, 804 nucleotides. RefSeq lists its product as uncharacterized. The transcript has 2 exons. Lineage: Eukaryota; Fungi; Ascomycota; Dothideomycetes; Pleosporales; Pleosporaceae. The record is from RefSeq and is a predicted model, not a curated record. Bases 1 to 804 code for a protein of 267 amino acids.